This is a messenger RNA of Prunus armeniaca (apricot), 480 nucleotides long. The record is from the annotation of a GenBank genome assembly. Lineage: Eukaryota; Viridiplantae; Streptophyta; Magnoliopsida; Rosales; Rosaceae.
AUGGCCAUGGUUUUGGUAGGACCAUUUGCUUAUGUACUUGAAAGGAAGCAAAGGCCUUCACCCUCGUUUUCUGUAGCUGCCAAAAUUUUUGUGCUUGCAUUAUUUGGAACCACCAUCCAUCUGAAUGUGUACUAUGCUGGUUUAGAAUACACUUCUCCAAAAGUUGCAUGUGCCUUGACUAAUGUUAUUCCUAACUUGACAUUUCUAAUGGCAGUUCUACUUGGGUUGGAGAAGUUGAAGAUUAGAACUGCUAGAGGUCAAGCUAAGGUGGCUGGCACACUUUUCUGCAUUGGUGGUUCUCUUGUUUUCCCUUUCUGGAAAGGUGGAUACCUAUUUAAAGGUUUUGUAAAGAGGCCAUGGAUAAAUAUAUCUGUUGCUAAGAUGAGGCUUGUUAAGGAAAACUGGAUCAAGGGGGCUCUUCUUAUUCUGACGAGUCACAUUGCAUGGAGUGCAUGGCUAAUCCUCCAGGUGAUUUUAUAA